Messenger RNA from Chenopodium quinoa (quinoa), 1428 nucleotides. RefSeq names its product BAG family molecular chaperone regulator 1-like. The record is from RefSeq and is a predicted model, not a curated record. The transcript is spliced from 4 exons. Gene Ontology annotation, biological process: protein stabilization. Gene Ontology annotation, cellular component: cytoplasm. Gene Ontology annotation, molecular function: adenyl-nucleotide exchange factor activity; protein-folding chaperone binding. Bases 282 to 1094 code for a protein of 270 amino acids. NCBI's taxonomy places the organism in Eukaryota, Viridiplantae, Streptophyta, Magnoliopsida, Caryophyllales, Amaranthaceae.
UAUAUAUGAUCAAUUCCCUCCUCUCUCUUUCUCUCUCUAAAAACUUUUUUCUUCCCAACUUUCUCUUUCCUCCAAAUUCAUGAACAGAGCAUAAUCUAUAAUUUUUCUUAAAAAUUUAGCAUAAACCCAUUUUGUCUCUCAAUUUUCUGUAAAUUUUUUCAUUAAAUUUCAAAUUUUGAGAAAUUUGAUUUCUUGGAAAAUAUUUUUUUUUCUCAAGGAAAACAAACAUUCUACUAAAACAGAGUAUCUCUGUUUUUUUCUCUUUAUUUUUUUUUAUCAAAAUGAUGAAGAAAACAAACUGCAAUAAUAACAAUAAUUACAACAAUAAUAAUCACAAUAAUGUUGGAAAAAUGGGGGGUUUAGAAUGGGAAAUGAGGCCAGGAGGAAUGUUAGUUCAAAAGAGGAAUUUGGAUUCCAAUAGAAAUUAUUCCAUUCCAAUUCCCACAAUCAAAGUUUUAGUGAAAUAUGGUUCUUAUUACCAUGAAAUUCACAUUAAUUCUCAUGCUACUUUUGGAGAAUUAAAGAAAAUGUUAGCAGAAGUAACAGGGUUACAGCCACAAGAUCAGAAAUUAAUCUUCAAAGACAAAGAAAGAGAAUCAAAAUCAUUCCUUGAUGUUUCUGGUGUUAAAGAUGGAUCAAAGAUUGUUCUUGUACAAGAUAUCAUUAGCCAAGAGAAAAGAUUUCUCGAAUCGCGUCGAAAUUCGAAUAUGGAAAGGGCAAUGAAAUCUGUAGUCGAGGUUGCCAUUGAAGUUGAUCAGCUUAUUAGCCAGGUAAAAGCAAAGGAAUCAGUAAUUUGUAAAGGUGGGAGAGUUGCUGAGAAAGAAUUGUUGACUUUGAUUGAAUUGUUGAUGUCUCAAAUGAUAAAGUUGGAUGGUAUUGUAGCUGAUGGAGAAGUAAAGUUGAAAAGGAAAACACAGGUGGUUAGGAUUCAAAAAUAUAUCGAAAUUCUCGAUCGAUUGAAGGCUCAAAAUGCAAUGGCAACGACUCGAUAUGGUGGUAGUCAAGUUGGGUUAGUUGUCUCACAACAGCAACAAAGAGAGCAGAGGAAUUUCUCCAAUGGACUCAUGUUGACAUCAAAGUGGGAGAAAUAUUGAAGAUAUUGAGACUUAAUAAAUCUUGAUAGUUUGUAUACAUUUUAAUAAUGGAUUAUGGUACUGUUAAGUUUAUUGAUCGUGAAAAGUCAAAUGUUGUGCUUCUUAGAAGAAUGCUAAUGUAAUGUAUAUAGCAAAUAUAAAUAGCUAGUAUAGUGCGUAGUUAAGGUGUUUUGAUUGCUAGGUAAUGGAAUUGCCCCAUCUUGGUUGUUUCUAGCCAUAGGUUUUUACUUGUAGUACCAUAUAGUAUAAUCCACCAAUUCCUUUCUUUUUUUUACUCUCAAUUCAUUUGUGGGAUAUAAGGAAUAUAAUUUUGGGUUAAUAUUCUUCUUCUUUA